This is a messenger RNA of Aquila chrysaetos chrysaetos, 7182 nucleotides long. RefSeq names its product p21 (RAC1) activated kinase 1 (gene PAK1). Gene Ontology annotation, cellular component: cytoplasm. The transcript has 15 exons. NCBI's taxonomy places the organism in Eukaryota, Metazoa, Chordata, Aves, Accipitriformes, Accipitridae. The coding region runs from base 370 to 2004 and encodes 544 amino acids. Gene Ontology annotation, biological process: regulation of axonogenesis; protein phosphorylation; intracellular signal transduction. The record is from RefSeq and is a predicted model, not a curated record. Gene Ontology annotation, molecular function: ATP binding; protein serine/threonine kinase activity.
ACAUCUGCAACAGCGAACUUGCUUGUUCAGGCAUGUAGCUGGGGGAGGGAAGACAGCACGUCUGGAGAUGAGGAAAUAAGGAGGAUGAUUUGUGGGCUGAGAACUUUUAAAAAUUAUACUCUUGGUUCCUUCUGUCUCAGCUUGGAUUUUCUUUCUUUUUUUUUUUUUUUUUUUUUUUUUUUUUUUUAAAUAUGGAUACAAUUUAUUUCUCGUGGGCUGUUUAAAAGCACUGUUAGAAUGGGGUAAGUGCUCAGUCAAAAUGAGCAGGCUGCUGCCCAGGGAUGGAACAGCUGGAGCUGGUCUCUGCAGCUUUCAAAGCUUGAGCUACCUGACUGCAGCACAAAUAAGUAACGGCCUCUGCAACUGAAGAUGUCUAACAAUGGAGUUGAAACAGAAGACAAACCGCCUGCUCCUCCGAUGAGAAAUACCAGCACUAUGAUUGGAUCAGGAAGCAAAGAUGCUGGGACUUUAAACCAUGGCUCAAAACCUUUGCCUCCCAAUCCAGAAGAAAAGAAAAGGAAGGACCGAUUUUACCGUUCUAUUUUACCAGGAGAUAAAACCAAUAAAAAGAAAGAGAAGGAGCGGCCGGAGAUCUCCCUCCCUUCAGACUUUGAACACACGAUUCAUGUGGGGUUUGAUGCAGUCACGGGAGAAUUCACAGGAAUGCCGGAGCAAUGGGCACGUUUACUGCAGACUUCCAACAUCACCAAGUCGGAGCAGAAGAAGAACCCCCAGGCAGUGCUGGAUGUGUUGGAGUUCUACAACUCCAAGAAGAUCUCCAACAGCCAGAAGUACAUGAGUUUCACAGAUAAAUCAACAGAGGAUUACAAUUCAUCUAAUACAUUGAAUGUGAAGGCUGUCUCUGAGACCCCUGCAGUGCCCUCAGUGUCUGAAGAUGAAGAUGAUGAAGAUGAUGCAGCUCCACCCCCUGUGAUAGCUCCACGACCUGAACACACAAAAUCUAUAUACACCCGCUCUGUGAUAGACCCUCUUCCUCCUCCUACCAGAGAUGUGGCCACCUCUCCUAUUUCUUCUCCCUCGGAAAACAGCACAACGGCACCUGAUAUGCUGGUCAGGAACACAGAGAAACAGAAGAAAAAGCCAAAAAUGUCAGAUGAAGAGAUCUUGGAAAAAUUAAGAAGUAUUGUGAGCGUGGGCGAUCCAAAAAAGAAGUACACGUGUUUUGAGAAGAUUGGACAAGGAGCCUCGGGUACAGUUUACACAGCAAUGGAUGUGGCUACAGGACAGGAGGUUGCAAUCAAACAGAUGAAUUUGCAGCAGCAGCCCAAAAAAGAACUGAUUAUUAAUGAAAUCCUUGUGAUGAGGGAAAACAAAAACCCCAACAUUGUCAACUACUUGGACAGUUACCUUGUAGGAGAAGAGCUCUGGGUGGUCAUGGAGUACUUGGCAGGAGGCUCCCUAACAGAUGUUGUGACAGAGACCUGCAUGGACGAAGGACAAAUCGCAGCUGUGUGCCGAGAGUGUCUCCAAGCUCUGGAAUUUCUCCAUUCAAACCAAGUUAUUCACAGAGACAUCAAGAGUGACAACAUCCUGCUGGGAAUGGAUGGCUCUGUCAAACUAACUGACUUCGGCUUCUGUGCCCAGAUCACUCCUGAGCAGAGCAAACGCAGCACCAUGGUGGGGACCCCGUACUGGAUGGCACCUGAAGUGGUGACGCGGAAAGCAUAUGGGCCCAAAGUGGAUAUCUGGUCGCUGGGGAUAAUGGCCAUCGAGAUGAUCGAAGGAGAGCCCCCCUACCUCAAUGAGAACCCCCUGAGAGCCCUGUAUCUCAUUGCUACUAACGGGACUCCAGAACUGCAAAAUCCAGAAAAGCUUUCGCCCAUAUUCCGAGACUUCUUAAAUCGCUGUCUUGAAAUGGACGUGGAAAAGAGAGGUUCUGCGAAAGAGCUGCUACAGCACCAGUUCCUGAAAAUUGCAAAGCCUCUAUCUAGUCUCACUCCUCUGAUUAUUGCAGCUAAAGAGGCAGCCAAGAACAACCAUUAAAAUGGUGGAGUCAACACAGUCAUCAUGUCAAGACCUUUAAAUUUUCACUUCACAGACUGAAUUACCUGUCCCUCUCCCCUUCUGCUCCUUCCUCACAGGGGUGUUCUUAAAACUUUGAUCUGCCCUGAAGGGUGGCAGAGGUAUUGUUCACUGAAUGUGGAAGGGCAUGCAACAGAGACAUUGCCGAUCUUACACAGCGAACUGUCUUUCCACCCUCUUGAUGGGGGUGAGAGGGGAAGAGUAUUUUGUAUGGUUGAGAAGAUCUUUCUGAGAACGUCUGAACCUGACCUACACGUAGCAAAGCCAGUUUGUUUUCAUAUUUCUUAACUGUGUUUAUUUUUUAAAAUAACAUGGAGCCUUAGACCAUGUUUAUCUUAAUAAAUUAAUUCUUUUGCUGGCUGGACUUUUCCUGCUUUUGGCAAGCUGCUAUUAGACCACUGAGGCUGCUCUAUGCUUUGGAUGACUUGAGGAGGGAAGGAAGCAGGCAGCAGAAAUGUGAACAGCUGUAACAACUGAAAGGGGAACAAGGGUGUGAAUACGCAUCCCUCCUACAGCACUGUUGGAUGCUUCGAGGGAGCAUGGAGAAGGCCUCUGUGUGCUUCCUGCAGCCAUUGGAGGACUUAAUUAAUGGAUGAUCUUUUUGCCAAAUUGUGUGAAUUGGGAGCCCCCCUCCUCCUUUAGUUUCAACUCAACUAGUUAAACAAAUAUCAAAUAUUUCUGAUGUCUAGAAGGUAAAUCACAGGAAAAAUUGACAGAGAGCUCUUUUAGGGUUAUUUUGUCAGCGCUGUGAAACUUCUUAGAGACCCUUGCCCUGUAUGAUAAAGCAAACAGAGCAAUUACUGUUAUAAAGAUAAGAUGUGCCUGCAAAAUGAUGUUGAAAAAUCUUGUUUCUUAGAGCAAGUCCAAUGGAAAACAACCUGAUCGUGGAUGCUGCUUUCUUGGAGACAUGGGGACUUUAAUUUUUUGAAAUGAUAGUGGUUUCGUUAUGCUACUGAUUCCUUUGGUUGCUAAUAGUCUGUAAAACAACACGAAACCUGGAACUGCUAGAGGGAUUGGUUUUAAACACUGGGCUUAUGUUCAACUGUAUACUGAUUUUUAAUAAAAUGACUGCUGCAUUUCUUAACUUGGGGCUGAGGGAGGAUUGGAGAAUUCACCGUCACCAGACAAGUCUGUUAGAUGGGAUUAUUGUUCAUAUUGUCACCAGGUGCUUGAAUGUGUUGGAUAAAGUGAUAUAACCUUGUCUCUUACCCCUUCUUCUGUAGCCCUUUGGGAUAGCAAGUGGUUCUUAAGGGAAUAACUUUGCACGUAGAGAAGAUCCAUAAAAGGUCUGUAUUAUGACUGGGGGAGCUGCUUUCUCUGUACUGCUUUGGUCAUUUAUGGGAUGAGUUUAAACCCAUUCUGGAGUAACCUCUCAUCUCUCUCCAAAGCACUUGUGUUGCAUAGAAACUCAUUCCGGCUUCUUGCUGAGACCUGCUGCUGGCUCAGCCUUUUCUUCCCUGCACCUGGGUUUUAAUUCAAAUACAUUUUUCCUAUUUGGUCCACAAUACAUGACAGCUCUUAGACUAGUGUUACCAGGUGUUGAUAGAGUUUGUGAGGUCUUUUGCUUCUGUGGUGCCUUCUCACAUCCUUUGUGCUCUGGGGUGGUCACUGACACAAAGCUGAAGUCUGAGGUCCAUUGCCAAAGUCUGCAGCCUCUCUCCCUUUGUGUUUAUACAAUUCAUCUCCCUGUAAUAUUAAGUUUUCUUUUGCAAAGCUUGUAUCGAAGGAUAAAUUCCUUGGGCAAAACAGUAAAGCUGCCAGCCUGGAGAGGGAUGUGAUCUAUGGAUGAGCUCAUCUGCUUGGGCUUAGGUGGAGAUUGCAGAAUGGAAGGCCACUACCCUUGAAUAAUUCCCUUCGAUAAGGACUUUGUUUAUAUUUCCUCUGGAAGACUCAAGUUGGCAUACAUGGGAAGAAAGGAAUUAGGGGCUAGAUCUCACUUGAUCUAAAAUCUCAUAUGGCUCUGGUCUUACAGGUUUGGCAAUUGACUUUUUGACAGCACAGGAUUAAAUCUGUUCCACAAAUGUUUCUCUGACUUCUCUUUAACUCCCUUCUCCACGCCAUCCUCUGCAUCCCAUUGAGAUGAGAACCUUAAUGCAGAUACGCCCUAUCUGCAAGCAUGCAUGUGAGCUUAUUUUUCUGCAGCAGGAUUUCUGCUAAAAUUCCCCAAAGAAGGUAGAAAAGGUUAUUUGUAUGUGUUUAAGUCACUCUUCUAGAUUCUCUAUUGCAUAAUGGAAAGGAAUCGACACAAAUGACUGUUUAUCCCUCGUCUUAUGCUGGUGGUGUGCUUCUGUCUCCUUGACUUCCACUUUGAAUCGGUCUUGCAUGUUUUCUGUUAGCUGCUUGAGAAGGGGUUUGCCAAAAGCCUUUUGUUCUCUGCUGGGAAGCUGCAAGACUGUGACUGUAGAUGUGUGUCAUCUUGUCCCAGGCUUUUUUUUUUCCCCACCUGUGAUGGGUGGGAAAAGGAGGCAACUGCUAUAGUGUGCCUGGACCUAGUUUCAAGUUACCAGGCACGUCAUGGUUUUAUGUUCUCAGAAAAUCUUAAAAAAUUUUGUAACUACCUUAAGCUUAGGAGAAUGGGAUUUUUGUUGUUGUUGUUGUUCUGAGAUACAUCCUUUUCUCCACUCUUCAUCUGUGCAUCGCCCGGCAUUAGCACCUGUGGUAGCUUUUGUGUAGCCAUUUACGGCACCUACCUGUUUAAAGAGAGCUCUUAAAUAGCGACUCUGUGACUUAAAAAUUAACCUCUGGGGCUUAUUUUUCUGAGAAUAUCUUGACUCUGCUGUGAUUUGAAAGCAACUCCAGUUAGAGAACUUCUUUGGUGGCUUUGCUUUUUUUUUUGAACAUACUCUGAUGAUGAACUGAUGUGCCUGAGUUGAAACCAUUUUUAAUCACAGCCCUUAAUUAUUUAUUUGCCUAUUAAUAUUAAAGUCUUUCUUCUAUAUCAGAACAUAAAGUAUUCAAUUAUUUGAGUAUCCUUUCAGAAAAUUGGCUUCCUUUUUGAGGGAUCUCAAGCAAUCCUAUACCAGAAAUUAUACCAUAUAUUAAUAUAAUAUAUGAUAUAGAGCUUACAAAGGGCUUGGUGGAGAGAGAGGCUAAAAUUCCUCUUCUUUUCCAAACCAGAAGAUUGUCUUAUUUUAGAAGCAACUAGUAGCUUUGACAAGACGCUUCCUAUAUUUCAAGACUGGGCAUUGAUUUGUAUUACUUUAGGUUUUCUUUAAACAAACAAUUGAUUUGGAGUUUGUGUGUGAGAGAGGUACACAGACCCCAUGUGCCUUGAAGAAGGCAAGUUUGUGAUGCUGAUAGUGAAGAUCCAGGGCAGGGAUGGAAGGGACGGCAAAACUUGCUAGUUUAGUGGCAGCAGCGAUAGCACACCUUUCACCAUCCCUAAAAUGUCUUAAUUGAAUGGACAUGUUUUUAAAGGACAUAAAUCUGGCUGAUGAGUCAUUACAGGCUCUCCUCUAGACCGACAUUAUGCUCCUACCAAACUGCAUUCCCCUUUUAAACAAAAGGGGUGCAUGGUUUUCUCCAGCAAGGAGGCUCCUUGAGAAAGGAGGUUUCCAUGGAGACACUUACUUGACUUAAACGAUCUGGUUAGGGCUUGAGAAGAGGCUUGGGGGGUAAAAACCACAUUGACAGAAAAGCCACUAUUUUGCAAAGCAACUGGGGUUGCUGCAGUGUUUUGUUUCCAACUUGAUGCCCCUUUUCAGGGGCCUGCUUUUGAAAAAGUGCCAAAAAUGUUGCCUGGUCAGAAAUGUGAAGUGUGUAAAAGGCAGUCGCUUCUUAGCCGAGAUCUCUGUUAGUAUCCUAAUCCAUCUGUCUCUCAAAAUGCCGCAGGUUGGUAUAAGUAGGGCACAUUUGCAGCAAAGUACUGUGCAAGAAUGGAUUGCAAUGGCCUGUAAGUAGGUACUUGCUUCCUUAAAACCUACCAUCCUUGGCUGACAGUAAAAUUGGUCCAGACCAGAGUCCAAGAAUAAUAUUUGUUUGAACCUCAUUCCUAAUUAAGAGCUUGUAUAAUCCAUUUGUACAGUGGAUGACAACAUCUUCAAUGUUAAAAUUGUUAAAGGUAAAGUCUGAUUCUCCAUCUUGCCACCAUAAAAUAACGAGACUUUUUAAUGGCUUCUUAUUUCAAAGUAAUGGCGAGCCUGUAGGUGUAUUUUGGGGUCAUGAGCCCAACUGGGUUAAGCGUAUGGAUAAUUAGCCACAAACGAUGAGAUCCUAGAGCAUUAAUGACAGCUCACAAUGUCAAAGAUGGUAUCUUAGAGAAGCAUCUGCCAAAUUUGACAGGGAAUAGCCAACAGUAACGAAACUGAAAUACAGAUGGGAGCAGGACAGAAACUCGCUGCCAAAAUGGAUGCCUGCAGAGAAGCAGUGGGAAGAGCUACAGAAGAAGAAUGGAGUUGGUCCAAGGGGUGCUGGGGUAGGAUGAAGCAAAGGUUAAAACUUAAAUUAUGCAAUUGCUGAGGAAAUUCAGGGAGUGCCACAGCAGCCUGCUGCAUCUCAAGGUAGCAAUGUCUCUGAAGGAGAAGAGCAGAAAGGAGCCUGGGAAAGGGAGAGGUUGCUGGAAGUGGAGAUGGGAGCAGCAAUAUGGCUUUGAGUCACAGCCCAUGCUAAGAGAGCUGGAGCUAAUCCAGGAGGUUUGCAAAAAUGACAAAAUUCAGCUGAAAAGGGAAAGUGGGAGCUAGAACGGAGGAGAUGGCCUUUAUGUGCCAAGGAACUGAAGAGAGGCCAGAUUUCAUGGGUAUGUGAAACGGCAAAAGCAAAUUUAAUGCAGGCUUCUGUGGAUGACAAGCAGCUUGUUCCCUGUUGCCUUGCAGCAUCAGUACAGUGUCUUUUUGCGAUCAGCACUGCUUUGGGAUCAUGUCAGCAGCCACUGGGCUUUGGUCUCGUGUUUGUAAAGAAGACUUUUUGCUCUGCACCUACUGAUUUCUGACUGCAGCUUUCAUCUGUUGGCAGAUGUCUUUGUGUCGUGUCUCACCUGGAAAUACAGGGGCUGUUGGCAUUUUAACAUCAGCUAGAUAAUGUGUUUCUCUUCAUAUUGCCAUGGCGUAACUCUCCUGUACUGCCGGGUUUGUUUAAUGUGCAAGGUCAGCUCAGCCAUUUUAAAAAUAAAACUGAAACCUUAAAUAAAACCUGAAUGAAUUA